Messenger RNA from Helicoverpa zea (corn earworm), 6026 nucleotides. It is a transcript of the gene Cda5, whose product is annotated as mucin-5AC. The record is from RefSeq and is a predicted model, not a curated record. Bases 114 to 4715 code for a protein of 1533 amino acids. Gene Ontology annotation, molecular function: hydrolase activity, acting on carbon-nitrogen (but not peptide) bonds; chitin binding. Gene Ontology annotation, biological process: carbohydrate metabolic process. NCBI's taxonomy places the organism in Eukaryota, Metazoa, Arthropoda, Insecta, Lepidoptera, Noctuidae. The transcript is spliced from 16 exons. Gene Ontology annotation, cellular component: extracellular region.
GCGCGCUGAGCUUACGCGCGUAUCCGUGUAAUAUGCGUCGGUGGUGAAGUGGCUGUGAAGUGUACGAUAUCGAUUUUGUACAAAGACCCGUGAUCUGUGCUUACACUGCGAAAAUGAGGUCUUGCUGCGCUGUGGCGCUUUUUACCCUAGCGAUUAUAACAGAAUGUUUCGGCGCCCAGUCCGACCGCUCCCGGUCGAGAUCCGGCCCGAUCCGCAGCGUGCCCGUAGCGGCCGACAUCAAACGGGACGUGGACUUCGACUGUCCUGAGGAGUUCGGCUACUAUCCCCACCCCACCGACUGCACAUUGUACUAUGUCUGCGUGUUUGGCGGCGCACUACUCGAGUCAUGCACUGGUGGCCUUAUGUACAGCCACGAGCUCCAAACGUGUGAUUGGCCGCGCAACGUAGGCUGUGACGGCACCAGCGCGGUCGGCGGUGAGGAGUUGGAGAGGAUCAACGAACGCGAUCCCCCCCCUCCGCCUCCGCCACCGCCCCGCCGCACACCCCCGCCGCCACCGCCGCGUGCUCAACCCAACCCCGUCGUUACCUCAAGAGGACAGCCUAAAUUCAGCCGACAAGAAUACGAAAAGCAACAACAACUUUACGCGGAAGUAGACGACCUACCACCCGUCGAGGAAAUUGAAAGUGACAGACAGCAACGCGUUUACCGAGGACAGCCUCCUACUAUAGGACAAGUUCAAAAGGACAGAGAUGGCUACGGAGCUCAACAAAUCAGUUCCGGAAGAAAUCUGAAUUCUAACAUUAUUCCUGCGUCGAUACCUCAGAACAAUGGUAAAAUAGGCUCCUUCUCAUUCGGCUCACAAGUCGAUGAACGACGAACUGCUACGGUUACCCCGGCACCCCAAUCUUACAGAACCAAUGGUAUUUUUAGCUUGGAACCGACAGAAAGCGUAGCUCCAGUUUCCUACUCAGCAAGUCCCCGACCGAAGAUGUUAUACAAUGGAUCUCAAAACUAUAGUCCCGAUCAAUACGACCCCUUCUACGCUGUGUAUGAUGAAGAUGGUGAAUUGUACAAAGAUACAGACUACGUUCAGCAAUAUAACACGGCUUCGCUCCGCCCAGCUGUUCAGCAGACCUACCGAGGCACCCCGCCCCCCGCACCUGCCAGGAGACCUGUGGAGACCUAUACGCCGAGGCCAGAACCUGCUGACUAUGAUGAUGAACUUAUACAGCCUCAGAUAAACAACCAGAACCAAUACCAAGCACCAAUUCGCCAUUCGACAAGGGGCGAAGGUAAUGAAUUGGGGUACGAUCAUAACCCAAGCAGCGUGAGGACGACUUUGUACGAAGCCACCACUCAAAGCACUACUCCUCCCACUACUAGCACCAGCACGACCACAAAACGCCCUACUACAGCACCCUACACUGAAGCAAUGACCCCGUCUCGAUAUACCCCAAGAUCAUCCACAGAUGAAAGUCCAAUUCCUGAAUCCUCUUCAAAACCUUCAGACGAUGUAUCGUCGGUUCCUACCACGCCAUCAUCCACAAUAAACUUUUCCUCUCUUGCCAAACCUUUUGAAAAGACUGACAAUGUGUUUAGAUUAAAAGAGACGAUAUCCUCGACUGAAACGCUUCCAACCUCAUCAAGACGUUCUUCUGAAGUGACUAACAAUAAUAAUGUGGAAGUGGUAAGAUCCAAGUCCAACAGAAAUAAUAAAAAAGUGUCACUAACAUCAGGUUUUUCAAUCAGACGUAAUCCUAAUAAUACCAAUAAUCCUUAUACGUUGACUGUUCUAACGCGACCUUUAGAAGAUUUCGAUAAGGCUCGGAAACCCAGUAGUCGCGGUGAUCGCGGUAAUGUUAGUAGGCAGAGGCAAUCGGAUAGGUAUUAUUACGAUAGUAGCAGUAACAGCAAGGACGCGUCAGUUGAACCUGUAGUUGAAUCAAAUAGUAAAUACGAAACGUCAUCCGAGAACUCCAUGCGUAGAAAUGAUUUCGGCCCUGAUAACAGCGAAGAUGACUAUGAUAUACCGGUCUUUACAAGACCAACAAGUAGAACGAAAACAGCGAAGUCUAGAAUUAGGACCACGACGAUCCCCUCAACAACAUCGACAAAGUACCACAUAAAGACCGUCAAUACACGGCCUACUCCAUUUUCUUAUAAUAAUCAAGAAAUUGUUGACUCCACAGAAAAUGCUAUUAAUACUGAGGCAUUGAUUGAGACUGGUUUACAAAACGCUCGUGUUAUUGAGCUAUCAACCGAAGCUCUAAAUAACACAUUAAAUGAGCAACUACCGACAAGAGAAUAUGAUAGCUCUCAAUACGUUUGGACCGAACCUCCUGUUUCGCCUUUCAAAACGUUAGAUAAUUUACGUAAUACCUAUAGGAACUUUGAAUCACGUGAACACACUACCUCUACUACAUCUACUACUGUAUCUACUACAACUACACAUAGGCCGACUAGAAUACGCAAUGUCAAAAAACAAAAACAUUCGCGUAAACCUUCCUACUAUAGUUACAGAUUAGAGGACGAAAGUGUCCCUGAUCAAACUACAGAAAUAUUUAACGGUAAAGUUAAAACGGUCAUCAAAGCUUUCUUGAACAAUUUUGUAAGUUCACCAGAACCACAAAUUGUUGUAGAUUUCUCGACAACAGCAACAACACCAAAACCUACAACGCCUAUACAAAGAACCGAUGAUGAAAUAGUUAACAUAGGAUUCCAGAAGAAAACGUUGAAGUAUGUGGAUGAAAAACCUUUGCGCAGCAAUGUGAAACGUCUACAAAUAAUAACAGAACAGCCUUUAAGCAGGUUUGUAACUCCGAGUCCUGAAUCUAUUAGCUUCACCGAGGAGAGCGAAGUUAAAGAUUUUUCAUCGACAACUACAACUAUGACCACAAUGAGUAGCACUCCCUUCGCUUACACCAAUCUACCAACAUCUCCAAUGGCGAUUCUCAGUUCAACCAGUGAUCUUAGGAACAUACCUAGUAGGGAUCCCUAUCAAUCUAAAUUCAGUAGUUUCAUAACUAACAAACCAGAAAAUGAAGGCUCGCUCAAAUUCCAAAAUAUUAUCAAUGAAGCUCCGUCUACUGAAAGUAACAUUCGGGAAAUGGACGUUAAUGAUGAAGUAGUUAUUCAGACCACGCAAUCCGUUGUGGAGGAUAAAGCUUCAACUGAGACUGAAAGGCGACCUAGCAUACUCGAGAGCGAAAUCGCAUCGACGACAAGUACUACGAAAUCGACUACGACUAUGAAGAUUGAACCGACGACUUCAACGACUAAAAGUAUAUCCUUUCCACCGCGAGCCUCACGAGUCAAUCCCGCCAUAAAGUUAGCUGCGACAAACCCAGGAGGUGGGCGCAGGAGUUACCAAUCGUCGUCCAAAUGCUCAUCAGACAACAGUCUGCAAGCGAACCCAAAAUGCAACGAAAUCAAAUACCAGAGGCCAACGAGUACGCGAGGCCGCGGCUCUGCGCACUACUCCACAGCGAGCGAAGCGCAGUCGCCGCAACCAGCGCCCAACAGGGGAACACCACCAACUCGCAGCCGACCAACAUUGAAGCCAUCGACGGCUAUUGUCUCCAAAACGACUGAGUUUGUUGACAUCUACGCACACCCACCGACCAGGCCUGACCCAGUGUACCCUCAGCCCACUCCUGAUAAGACUGCAGCCAAGUGCAGGAAGGAUGUAUGUCUUCUACCUGACUGCUACUGCGGUGGCAAGGAAAUACCUGGCGACUUGCCGGUGGAACAGGUGCCUCAGAUUGUUCUACUGACCUUCGACGACUCUGUAAACGACUUGAACAAGGGUCUGUACGCUGACCUGUUUGAGAAGGGCCGCGUCAAUCCUAACGGCUGCCCCAUCUCCGCAACAUUUUACGUGUCCCACGAGUGGACCGAUUACAGUCAAGUACAGAACCUUUACUCCGCUGGACACGAGAUGGCAUCACACACUAUUUCCCAUAGUUUUGGAGAACAGUUCUCUCAAAAGAAAUGGUACAGAGAAGUGGGUGGCCAGAGAGAAAUCUUAGCUGCUUAUGGUGGAGUUAAACUUGAAGAUGUGAGAGGAAUGAGAGCGCCUUUCCUUUCCGUCGGUGGCAACAAGAUGUUCAAAAUGUUGUACGAUGCAAACUUCACUUACGAUUCGUCUCUACCCGUUUACGAGAACAGACCGCCUAGCUGGCCAUACACUCUUGAUUACAAAUUGUUCCACGAUUGUAUGAUACCACCUUGUCCUACAAAGUCUUACCCAGGUGUAUGGGAGGUACCCAUGGUGAUGUGGCAAGAUCUGAACGGUGGACGUUGUUCCAUGGGUGACGCUUGCGCCAAUCCUCCUGAAGCCGAGAAUGUGUACAAGAUGAUACUGAAGAACUUCGAUAGACAUUAUACUACUAACAGGGCACCCUUCGGCCUCUAUUACCACGCUGCCUGGUUCACACAACCCCAUCACAAGGAAGGGUUCAUCAUGUUCCUGGACUUCAUUAACCAGAUGCAAGAUGUGUGGAUCGUCACCAACUGGCAGGCGUUGCAGUGGGUCAGGGACCCCACGCCUAUCAACAGGCUCAACAAUUUCCAGCCGUUCCAGUGCAAUUAUCAGGACCGGCCUAAGAAAUGCAACAACCCUAAAGUAUGCAACCUCUGGCACAAAUCUGGAGUCAGAUACAUGAGAACGUGUCAACCGUGUCCCGAAGUCUACCCCUGGACCGGCAAAUCUGGCAUCAGAUCUUCACGUAUAGACAACGACAUUGGAGAAUAAGCGGAUUAGUUACUAUAGCAUAAUAAUACCAUUCUCGAUAUUACAGUAAAAGUUGAUUGUUGGUACAUCAAAUGUAUCAAUUUAACGAGGCAAGGAAGGUUUCGUUUACUCACAGUAGAAAUUGUUUUGUCACCAACUGAAGAGUGCCAUGUAGAUAUCGAUGGUCACAAAGCAUACGAUGACAAUUUCAUAGUAACGAGGAUGUUCGUUACAAUUCUCUAAAUACGUCCUAAAUGUAUUGGAAACUGUGAUAUUAAGUGUUUUCAAUCGUCUAGUGUGAAGACAGCGUCGAUUUCAUUAGUUGUAGUUGCAUGAUCUACUUGUAACAAUACUCGUGCAAUGUUUUUUUGCAAUAUUAAUAUUUCCUAUUUUGUGUUCGUUUUAGUUUGUAAUCCUUAAAUUAAUGCAGAUGUUUUGUUUAGUUAGAAGUUUUUGUAUGUCAUAAUCGUGAUAAUCAAUUUACAGUCUCCAGUAUUUAUCUCAUACAUACAUCCUAAAAAUGAUUACCAUUUUCCGAGUAAUUUUAAACGAAAGCCAUAUUAAAAUUUAGAAAAUAUGUUUUUCUAAUCUUGCCAGCUUCGUGGUUGACACUGCCUUUUAUAAUUUGUAAAUAUAGAUGUAGUUAGCGAGUAAAAUUUAGUUUAGGGUUGUAUGUACGUCCUCGUUGUGGUUUUUAUCCAAGUCCUAAAAAGUACCUUAUAAGAUUAAAAUUUUGGAUUCCUUCACUUGCAAAAAUAGCCAAUUGGUUUGGACACUAAAGUGUGUAGUGUGUAGCAUUGUGUAGACGUCUGUCCACAUCGCAUUUGUGUUCAUCUGUGAUGUUGCACAUGUCUAUACAACUGUUGAUUCAUCCGAGGACGUAUUAUAAAGCAAAAUAAUUAUUGAUAGGCGAAUUCCCGUUUGAGUCAUUAUCCUUUUUUUACCUAGCUUAAAUCUUGUGCUUCUUUAUCAAAAUUCUUGACCAUGACUCCAACGGUAAAUUCAAUCUUCACUCUAUUAGAAUUAAAGCUUCGGUUUGCUAUUGCAACUGAAGUUAUUGGAAGCGCUUGCUACGAAUCUUAUUUAAAAACUUAUUCAUUAUUUAAUAAGCUCUACUGUAAAUAUAGGAUUAGUAUUUAAAAUUGGUAGUUUCACUUUUUUAUCAUCGUCUCGGCUAGAACAAUGUAUCUCGGACAUGACUCCGCACUCAGGUCGUAGUGCAAAACUUUAGAACAAGUUGAUUUUGUAUUUUGUAUCGGCAACAUUAUUUAUAUUGUACAAGAACUGUAACACUUUUUGUGACCAGUGCUGAAUAAUAAAAUGCUAUAAAUA